UCAUCAGUGGGCUUCUUUCAGUUCGAAGAAACUGGUCAAACCUUACGAUGAAGGUGUUGCUUUUCUACUGUAUUGUUGCAUGCGCUACACUAGCACUCGGCAAUCCCAUUGAUGUAAUUAGUGAUGAAGAAACGGAUUCUGGUGAACAUGACAAUGUGGAAGAUGUAGCUUUUGAUUCGUAUAUUGUAGAACAACCAGAAAGUGAAUUAAUUCCGUUGGAGAAUGUAGAAAGUGAUGAAGUGGAAACGGACUCGUCGUUAGACAAUGAAUACAAUCCGGAAGUCAACGAAGAUGUGUUAGUGGUGUUAGGUGAUCUUUUGGAUUUCGAAAAUGAACAGGAUGGUGAAGAGGAUGAAGCAGUACAAGAUGCUCAAUCACCACUAGCAUCGGAGGCGUUGGAGGAUCCAUAUCCCAAGCAAAAACUGCUGAUCAGGCCACUGAGACUGUGCGCUCUUCCUCCGUUGUAUGUUGGUCAAAAGCUCCAGCCAGUCCCUUCUUGGUGGUGCCAGUGUCCAAAGGGCGUCAUAUGCUAGCAGCAAUGAUGUAAACACGUGAACGAAUCCGAUAAUUAAAACCUAAUCACUAUUUCAUAAUACA
This is a messenger RNA of Aedes aegypti (yellow fever mosquito), 597 nucleotides long. RefSeq lists its product as uncharacterized. The record is from RefSeq and is a predicted model, not a curated record. Lineage: Eukaryota; Metazoa; Arthropoda; Insecta; Diptera; Culicidae. The transcript is spliced from 2 exons. The coding region runs from base 48 to 533 and encodes 161 amino acids.